AUGGCUGACACUAUUAUUUCUCAACAUGAGCAAGAGCGCAUGGCUGCUGCUGAACGAAAGCUCCAAUCUCUCGAGAAAUUAGACGACGCUGGUGCUGGUGGCUGGAAUUGGUUUACUGCUCGUACCAUUCUUACAUCUGGUGCUGGCUUUUUUACCGACUCUUAUGAUGUCUUCAUCAUCAAUUUAGUCACUCCCAUGCUUGGUUAUGUCUAUUAUGCUCACAAUGGCAACAAGAUUCCUUCUGAUAUUGAAGGUAUCUUAAAGGGUAUGUCCUCUGUCGGUACAUUCAUUGGUCAGCUCUUGUUUGGUUUCUUGGGCGACAUCUUGGGUCGCAAGAUUUACGGUUUUGAAUUGUUGAUCAUCAUCAUUGGUACCAUCAACUGUGCCACUGCUUCUUCUGCUGUUCGUGGUGUUGGUGCUAUUGGUUUCCUUGGUCUCUGGCGUUUGAUUCUAGGUAUUGGUAUUGGUGGUGAUUACCCCAUGUCUGCUACUAUCACUUCUGAAUGGUCUUCUGCUGGUAAGCGUGGUAUGAUGAUGGCUCUCAUCUUCUCCAUGCAAGGUGUCGGUAACUUGGCUGCUGCCAUUGUCACUUUGAUCCUUUUGGCCAUCUUCAAGAACGCCAUUAUUGCUGAUGUGAUGAACUUGGAUUAUGUCUGGCGUCUCUGUAUUGGCCUCGGUGCUGUUCCUGCCGUUGGUACCAUCUACUUGCGUUUCACCAUGCCUGAAUCUCCUCGCUACUCUCUUAAUGUUGAACACGACGUUGAAGCUGCUGCUAUGGCUAAGGGUCAAACCGUCAGCACUGAUCUCGCUAAGCAAUACACCAAGGUUGAAGAGAAGCGCGAUCACUGGGCCGAAUUUAGAGCUUACUUUGGCCAAUGGAAUAACUUCAAGGUGUUGCUCGGUACUGCCUUGUCUUGGUUCUUGCUUGAUGUUGCUUUCUAUGGUCUUGGUCUCAACAACUCUGCUAUUUUAGCUGCUAUUGGUUAUGCUAAGAAGCCUACUCCUUUCGAGACUCUUUGGGCUAAUACUGUUGGUCAAAUCAUUAUCACUUGUCUUGGUUCCGUUCCUGGCUACUACAUUACUGUCUUUACUAUUGAAAAGUUGGGUCGUCGUACUAUCCAAUUGAUGGGUUUUGCUGUUACCACUGUUCUCUUUGCCAUUCUUGCUGGUUGUUACAACAUCUUGAUUGAAAAAUCUAUGCCUGCUUUCAUUUUCAUCUUCACUUUGGCUCAACUCUUCCAAAACUUUGGCGCCAACUCUACUACCUUUAUUAUUCCUGGUGAGGUUUUCCCUACCAAGGUGCGUGCUUCUGCUCAUGGUAUCUCUGCUGCCUCCGGUAAGGCUGGUGCAAUUCUUGCUUCUUUUGCUUUCAACGCUCUUGUUGAUAUUGGUGGUCCUCAAGGUGCUCAUGCUUUCUUGCCCGAAGUUCUUGCCAUCUUCUCUGGUGUCAUGUUCUUGGGUUUCAUUGUUACCUAUCUCUGGAUUCCUGAGUCCAAGGGCAAGGAUCUUGAAGAAUUUGAGGAAGAUUAUGUUUCUCCUACUAAUAUCCAACUCUCCAACUCUGCCGAAGAUAGCAUGACCAAUGAAUCUGUCUGCCCCGAACAAGAAUUGAAGGUCUAA
Messenger RNA from Mucor velutinosus, 1620 nucleotides. RefSeq lists its product as uncharacterized. Gene Ontology annotation, molecular function: transmembrane transporter activity. Gene Ontology annotation, biological process: transmembrane transport. NCBI's taxonomy places the organism in Eukaryota, Fungi, Mucoromycota, Mucoromycetes, Mucorales, Mucoraceae. Gene Ontology annotation, cellular component: membrane. The record is from RefSeq and is a predicted model, not a curated record. The transcript has a single exon. The coding region runs from base 1 to 1620 and encodes 539 amino acids.